This is a messenger RNA of Ostrinia nubilalis (European corn borer), 2563 nucleotides long. RefSeq lists its product as uncharacterized. NCBI's taxonomy places the organism in Eukaryota, Metazoa, Arthropoda, Insecta, Lepidoptera, Crambidae. The transcript has 11 exons. The coding region runs from base 647 to 2563 and encodes 638 amino acids. The record is from RefSeq and is a predicted model, not a curated record.
UUCACCCCAGUCGGACGGCUGAGCUUUUUUCUUCGUUCGUUCAUCGCUGUUUGUUGUAUGGUUGUAUGUGUACAAUUACUGAAUAUAACUAUGCUAAACUUAUCUCUUCAAUUCAUUGUAUCUUCUCCAUAAACUUGCCGCGGGUGAUGCUUCGCCUCCUACUCGGACAAAAGCUGCGCGUCUCACAGAAAACGCCAGUGUUAGUGUUAACAUGUGAUUAGAAUGUAAAUAAUUAAUUGAAAUUAUCGCACAAAAUGGACGUGAAAGGUUGUAAUCGUGGGUGUAAAGUGAAGUGACUUCUUUUUUUGGUGUUGUUCCCGAAUACAGUGCUAAGCCGUCGAGGUAUUCGUUGCAGAGAUACCAUUUCGAAGUCGUCAAAUCCUUUGCCACCACCAUGCAGCCAACCAGCUAUGACGUCAGAGCAUAACACGUCUGACGUCAUCAUCACCUUAAAAGAUGGCCUGAAUCCCAUGACCUCACUAAUUGUGAUAUAACCCCAGCAACAAUAGUUCUAUUUUAAAUACAAACAAACCCUACGUUCCUUUAGCGUUAGUGUCAAUUAGUUAAACCAAAGUUAAGAUCUAAAGGUUCUACCUCCAAAAAUAUAGAACUAUUUUUCUUACCAAAGCUAGUUUAGUACUUAAAAAUGUCGAAUCAAAUGCCGAUAUACAGCCAAGUGGUACCGAAGUCUCAGUAUAGGGGGAAAUCUUCGAAGUCGUACAACCGUUCGCAAAUCACUAGGGCGGACUUCGACCCCUUGAAUUUCAACAAUGGGGGGAAUUUCGUGAGUGAGAAGGGGGAAAAAGAUAAGAAAGAGAGAAGGGAACGGUCAAGGGAUGAAACGAGUCGGUCGAGGAGGAAUCAGACAAAAAAUGAGGCGAGCGAAAGUAAGGUUGAGGCUUAUUUGAGGCAGAACCAGGUCAGCAUGAGGCAGCAGCAGCAUAGGCACGCUGCGGUCAGGCAGGCUGAGCACAGGGUCAACCUCAGGUCUCUCCCACUUAACGACGCGGUGACCGCUCGAGGCCACGACAGAACCCCGACUGAGAAGCAGCGCGCCUUUCCAGAAAGGGACAAGGACGGCAAUAGGGAGCACCGCCGCGAGAGAGAGCGGGACAGAGAUAGAGACAGGGACCGGGAGAACUUUGAGUUUGAUGGUACUCCGCUCAGCCCCAUAGCACCUCGCCACGACAGCUCGCGUCCUGUCCGCAAGUCGUCCUCCGCUCACCGCGUAGCGGAGACCUCAAUAUCUACAGACAAGCGGAGAUUCUUCUGCAGAGAGUGGGCUUUCCAGAAGAUAGCUCAUUGCUUAGAACAGCGGCCUGUGAGCAAGACUUGCGGAGCGCUGAUACUGGGCGAUGCAGGCAGCGGCAAGACAGCGCUAUGCCAAGAACUGAGCGAGCCGAGCCAAGGUCCUCAGGCGAGGCAGCAGCGAGCGCUGAACAGACGACUGCUGGCCAGGCAUAUGGUGCAGAGUAACAACGAGAGCAGCGUCCGUCCAUCAGAGUUCAUUCGCUCCAUCGCGAUGCAGAUCCUGGGACAUUCCUCCCGCCGGGUGAGGAACGAUCAGUCGCCGCGCGAUCCAGAUGCUAGCGAUGAAAGGCAUAACUCUGAAGAGGAGAGGCUCGUGAGUCGUUUCCGAGGGCUCGGCGAUGAUGCUGAAGAGAUCUCCAAACCGCUCCUGGCUGAUAGCGAAGACCAACGCACAGAUGAAGAAGAGUGCGGCAGCGGGCGUAGACAACGGACCAUAGACCGCAUCCACGAACGGGAGGCGUACCUAGACUCUAUGGUCGGCGACGCAGCCUUGAGUCGCGUGGAAGACCUCCCCGAAAUCCUCCCCCGCGCCAACGUCAAGCCCAACAACCCAUUCGUAGCCGACGAAGCCGAGUCCGACCUCCGUCUCUACGAGAACCACGAGAAUCUUUUCCUUCGCAACAUAUCCCAACGGCAAAGCAAGGAGCAGAGGAGCUCGCGCCUGUUACGUCAGAGUUCCGAGCCUACAGCGCCCAGCGCGCCGCGAGCGCUGCACAAAAGCGCUUCAGCAGAGAGGGAGAGAGACACCGUAAGCGAAACAGACAGACCAAAAGUCGAAAACAGUCCGCCAAAAUCUCGUAUCCCAGUCGCGAAUUUCCGGUACCCAAACAAAAGCGAGCUACGUUCCGCCGACAACUCUCCCCAAAAGAAACUCGAAAAGGAACCCUCCGCCCCUGAACUUAAGGACGAAACUGAACUACCCGAAUACCAGAAUAUUCUAAAACCGGAUCAAGUGGUCCAAACCCCGGAAUUAGAGGUUUUAUUAGAGAAGAAGAGAUCCCAAAAUGAGGAUGUGCCUCCGCCUAUACCAAGCCUACCAGUCAGUCCAAGGACACUAAUAGCGAAUGCGUACUAUGAUAAACUGAUGUCAGAUACAGAGACCCAACAGGCACUUUUGCCCCAGAAUUUGGAAAGGAAUCCAGAUGAGUGCUUCAAAAAGGCGCUGCUGUUUCCGUUACUGGAGAUUGACCCGCCGAAGCAGUGUCUGUUCUUGUUGGUCGAUGCAAUUGACGAGUGCGGCGCAGGUUGGUGA